AUGCGCGUCGCCCUCAUCCCGAUCGCCCUCCUCUCGGCCGUCGCCCUCGUCGUCGGGCAGCAAGUCACGCCGCCGCCGACGCUCGUCCAGUGCGCAGAGGCGGCGCUCACACUGCAAGGCGGCGUCGCGCCCUACACCGUCUCGAUCCUUCCUGGCGCGCAGCUGUCCGGCAACCCGCUCGAGGUCCUGCCGCCCGUUACGGCGCCCGGAACGGUCACCUGGCUCGUAGACAUCGCCGAGGGGCAACGUGUCACGUUCGCGAUCGAGGACGCCGACGGCACGGUCGGGUACAGCGCGCCGGUCGAGAUCGUCGAGGGCGACAGCUCGGAUUGCAUCGGCGCCAACGCUUCAUCUCGCCCAGCAUCGCUCGUGCCGUCGUCGACCGGCUCGCUCAGCGCCACCUCGCUCUCGUCCUCGUUCACCGUCAACCCGACCUCGACACUUUCUCUCGAAACGACGACGACUCUGUCCGCCUCGACCGACGUCGCUUGUCCCCUCCCGAACCCGCUCCUCCCGCCCUCGAUCCCCUCAUCCUUCGACGAACCCGAGCCGACUACUGCGACUUCGACGGCGACGGGCGGGCGCGGGACGGUCGUCGUCGUGCGCGCUGAUUCGGCGGCGAGCAGGGGUGGAAGCAGAUCCGCCUUGACCGUCGUCGGUGUCGUGCUCGCGGCGUGCCUCGUCUGA
This is a messenger RNA of Rhodotorula graminis WP1, 687 nucleotides long. RefSeq lists its product as uncharacterized. NCBI's taxonomy places the organism in Eukaryota, Fungi, Basidiomycota, Microbotryomycetes, Sporidiobolales, Sporidiobolaceae. The record is from RefSeq and is a predicted model, not a curated record. The coding region runs from base 1 to 687 and encodes 228 amino acids. The transcript has 8 exons.